This is a messenger RNA of Asparagus officinalis (garden asparagus), 1461 nucleotides long. RefSeq names its product pyruvate dehydrogenase E1 component subunit beta-1, mitochondrial-like. The record is from RefSeq and is a predicted model, not a curated record. Gene Ontology annotation, molecular function: pyruvate dehydrogenase (acetyl-transferring) activity. The transcript has 15 exons. Lineage: Eukaryota; Viridiplantae; Streptophyta; Magnoliopsida; Asparagales; Asparagaceae. The coding region runs from base 48 to 1157 and encodes 369 amino acids. Gene Ontology annotation, biological process: pyruvate decarboxylation to acetyl-CoA.
GGGGGGAAAAGGAAAAUAUUGAAGCAGCUAAUUCAUUUCCAGGUCAGAUGUUGGGAGUCGUUAGGAGAAAGCUAGCAUGUGGAGGUUUCCCCUCUUCGAACCGUCCUGUGAUAUCUUUUCUACCCAAAUGUUACUCGACCGCUGCAAAAGAGAUGACGGUGCGUGAUGCUUUGAACUCUGCACUUGAUGAGGAAAUGUCUGCUGACCCGAAGGUUUUCUUAAUGGGUGAAGAGGUUGGAGAGUACCAAGGUGCAUACAAGAUCUCCAAGGGGUUGCUUGAUAAAUAUGGUCCUGAAAGAGUUGUUGACACACCAAUCACUGAGGCUGGAUUUACCGGAAUUGGAGUGGGAUCAGCUUAUUAUGGUCUUCGACCUGUCAUUGAAUUUAUGACUUUUAACUUCUCUAUGCAGGCAAUUGAUCAUAUUAUCAAUUCUGCUGCAAAAUCGAACUACAUGUCAGCAGGUCAACUAUCUGUUCCUAUUGUUUUCAGAGGACCCAAUGGUGCUGCUGCUGGUGUUGGAGCUCAACAUUCACAGUGUUAUGCAGCUUGGUAUGCAUCUUGCCCUGGACUGAAAGUACUAAGCCCUUAUUCAUCAGAAGAUGCUCGGGGCUUACUCAAAUCUGCCAUUCGGGACCCUGAUCCUGUUGUUUUUCUUGAAAAUGAACUUCUAUACGGAGAAUCUUUUCCUGUGUCAGCAGAAGUUCUUGAUUCCAGCUUCUGUCUUCCAAUAGGAAAAGCUAAGAUAGAGCGUGAAGGGAAGGACGUUACAAUCACUGCUUUCUCAAGGAUGGUUGGGUUUGCUCUCCAGGCUGCAGAUAUACUUCUAAAGGAAGGAAUUAGUGCUGAGGUCAUAAAUCUUCGAUCCAUAAGACCAUUGGAUAGAGCCACAAUCAACGCUUCUGUUAGGAAAACCAACAGAUUGGUGACUGUUGAAGAAGGCUUUCCACAGCAUGGUGUCGGUGCUGAAAUCUGCACUUCUGUGAUUGAAGAGAGUUUUGGAUACCUUGAUGCUCCUGUGGAGAGGAUAGCUGGGGCUGAUGUUCCCAUGCCUUAUGCUGCGAACCUUGAGAGGUUAGCUGUUCCCCAGGUUGAUGAUAUUGUUCGGGCAGCAAAAAGGUCAUGCUACAGAGCAGUGCCGAUGGCAGCAACAGCUUAAUACAAAUCUAUAUCACUGGCAGGACUUCAUAUUAUUUUUUGUAGCUGCAAAUUAUCAAAUGCUACAACCUGAAAUUAAGCUGAUUUUGUAUAAAUAUCAGCUUUGGACUUGUCAUAUUAUUUUGCCCCUGCAACGUCUCCACUUUCCUUUAUUUUGGAUGGAAAUAAUUGUGGGUGUCUUUGGGGUUUCUUGCAAUCUUCAUAUAAAUAAAUUUAUUUUCCCUUCUUUAUGAAGUGGAAUGAUUUGGGCUGUCAUGGUCUGAGUGGAUGUAUCUUGCAAAUUUAUGAGAUGAAAGUUGCAUUCA